Molecule: messenger RNA, 789 nt
Organism: Musca vetustissima
Lineage: Eukaryota; Metazoa; Arthropoda; Insecta; Diptera; Muscidae
Exons: 5
Coding region: 142-789 (215 amino acids)
Source: RefSeq, a predicted model, not a curated record
CAAUUUUGGCAUUGGAAACAUUUCGUAUGCAAAUGACAAUAUAUAAGGAAACGAGAAGCGCUUUUGUUCGUAUUUGCGACAAAGAACUCGAUCGACUAAUACGUGUCAUCCAAGUUAGCCGGAACGAUUAAACUUAAAAAAAUGACACGAUUAAUCAUUUUAUUGUCUGCUGUGCUGUAUGUAGCCGCCGAUGUCAAGCACCUUACAGAUAAUAAUGUCGAUCUGUUCAAAUACAAUCCCAGCGAUGUGUACACCCUACCCGAGGAUAUUGAUGACGAUAAGCCAGCCGUCAUAUACAGCGGCGAUGUCAUGAAAGCUAAAGUAGACAAAUUGCAAAAUAUCAGUGGCAACAAGAAAUUCAAAUUGGAAUUGAAAACUCAAAAUGGUAUUGAAGUAGCAAGUGUUGGUAAAUUGAAGGAUGACAAAACAUUCGUUGUCAGCGGUUCGUACUCAUUUACCGGCGCUGAUGGAAAACGCUACAGAACUAGAUACACAGCUGAUGAGUUCGGUUAUCAUCCCAUCACAGAACUCGAUUUGGAUAUUCCAGAACCUCAAACUCUUGAUAAAAAUGUGGGUGGCUUUAACAACAAAUUUGGCUCGGACAACAACAAAUUUGGCUUGGACAACAAGAGAAAUCGUUUCCAAUUUUUGAAUAAUGAAUUAAACGUUGAACCCUCAAGAGGUAGUGGCCAGAGUGGAGAUGACUACAGCUAUGGAGGUUAUGAUUACACACGCCCAACGCAAAUCUUCCCAUCGGAUCCAUCCCGUCUAUACCUUCCAGUGCAAUAA